UGAUCAUGUGACAAUAUCACAACAAAAAUGUCUGCCUGCUUUUCGCUGUGGUAAAUUGUUAAAUCGUUUCACAAAUAUAUCAAAAAAGUGUGUGUGCAUUUGCGUCAAAACUACUGCGAAUCUGGCAUCAAAUGAAGACUUUUUUUUAAACCAACUGAGUCAGAUAGUGAAUAUUUUACCACCGUCAUCAUGGAGCCCACCGCAUCGGGAAUAUUCUGUAACAGGAUGCUCAGCAUGGUGAACUCUGAGGAUGUGAACGCCAUCAUUCAAGCUCAGAGACAUAUGCUGGACCGGUUUGAGAAGACCAAUGAGAUGCUGAUCAACUUCAAUGGCCUGUCCAAUGUGCGCUUACAACAGAUGAAUGAACACUUUCUAAUGCACACCCGUACAUUAAUAGAGAUGAAGAAAGACUUGGACAGCAUCUUCAGACGAAUAAGGACUUUAAAAAGCAAGGUUGCGAAACAAUAUCCAGAGGCCUUUAGCAACAUCAAUGAAUGUUCCAACCUGGAGGAUGAUGAUGAUGAGUUUGACCCCAUCCCUCCCAGUGUGGCCACCACCAUCACUGCCACUGCAACAUCCGAACAGAGCACAGAGUCAUGUGACACAAGCCCUGAUGUGAUAUCACCCACCAUUAGCUGCUGUUCUGAAGACCCCUCUCAAGAGAACACCGGCACACCGACCUCUGACAGUCAUGAACCGGCAGUGUUACGGGACGAGGGUCCCGAUUCAGCUGACAUUUAA
Messenger RNA from Rhinichthys klamathensis goyatoka, 741 nucleotides. RefSeq names its product KxDL motif containing 1 (gene kxd1). Gene Ontology annotation, cellular component: BORC complex. Lineage: Eukaryota; Metazoa; Chordata; Actinopteri; Cypriniformes; Leuciscidae. The transcript has 5 exons. The record is from RefSeq and is a predicted model, not a curated record. Gene Ontology annotation, biological process: lysosome localization. The coding region runs from base 190 to 741 and encodes 183 amino acids.